This is a messenger RNA of Eriocheir sinensis (Chinese mitten crab), 2551 nucleotides long. RefSeq names its product transcription factor LBX1-like. The record is from RefSeq and is a predicted model, not a curated record. The coding region runs from base 1028 to 2551 and encodes 507 amino acids. Lineage: Eukaryota; Metazoa; Arthropoda; Malacostraca; Decapoda; Varunidae. Gene Ontology annotation, biological process: regulation of transcription by RNA polymerase II. Gene Ontology annotation, molecular function: DNA-binding transcription factor activity, RNA polymerase II-specific; RNA polymerase II cis-regulatory region sequence-specific DNA binding. The transcript has 5 exons.
UAACAAAAAGUGUUAAGACCUUCAAGAUGGCAGCGGCGGCGUCUGGUCUAUUUUAAUUUCCAUCUGGCACCGUGGCGCUUAAAGUCUGCCCAGCCGGCCUCAGCUCUGGCCAAGUACUUAAAAUAUAAUUAUGGCCUAAAUACCCCCAGUGAUCGGGGCACCGCCGAGCCCCGCCCACCGGGGCGCGGGGCGGGGCCACGUGCCCGGCCCGCCACUCAGCGCCUGCCCCGGCCCAUUAACUUGGCGGCAAUGGAGGCACGAGAGGUUUGUCUUUUUGCACGAUCAAGGCGAAUAUUUACCGAUACCUGUAUUGACAGGGUUUGUCUUCAGGUGCUGAUUACGAUGACUGGUUCACACGGAGGGGACUGCAAGCACAAUGGUGUGUGCCUGGGUGUUCGUGUGCCCCAGGGCGGAUAUUGUGGGAGGGGCCUGGGCGGGCACCGGAGUGCCAGGCAGCGGGCCACCGCCUACCCGCCGUGCCCGCCCCCCGGCUGGUGUCGGGGGCAGCAUCUGGCACCGCUAUAUUUACUGUGUCGUUACCGUGCCCUGAGGCGGAUUUUUUCCACAUCAGUGAUUCGCGGGAACCUUCGGGGCGCCAAGAGGGUCAGGUCUGCGUCAGGCCGCGUCUGGCACCGAAAAGAACAUCGUGACGGCCGUGUCCUAACGAAAUUAGGAAUUUUUAUGCUUGUAUAUAAUUACGCCAUUUUUUCUUGGCAUCGCGGUGCAGGCGUCGCCGCCGUGAUGGUUUAGCGCCGCGUGCCUCGAGGCUUCCGGCUUGAGGGUUUGAGGUCGCGCCGUGCACUCACAUUAGGAUAAUAAAAAGAAGUGGCCCCGAGGCGCCAGCGUCCCGCGGGGUGGCAGGGCGCCGCGAUGCGAGGCGCCUAAACUUUGCGACUGCACGUUGAGAGAGAAGAAACUCCUGCGUGGAAGCCGACGCGGCGCCGAGUGCGGGGUGCCGCCAACCCUCCGGGAUCGCCGAAGUGUAGCCCACUCCCGACUGAGUCCGGUAUCCUGUGGAGGACCAAAGAUGUCUCGCUCUCGCUCCUUCCUGAUCCGGGACUUGCUGUGGGGGCAAGAUCGGCGCGGCGAGGCGGAGACCCGCGGCGGCGGGGACGAUUUGGGUUUGGACCUCACGACGCGGCCACUGGGCUGCUCCCGGGCGACGCAGUGCUCGGACUCCCCCGCCGCGUCGACGGAACAGAGUCUUUUUUCGUCCGACAUCGCCGCGUCCAGCCCUGUGGAGACCCCCAACGCGAGGCGCACAACGCCGCUGCUGCAAUUCACCGCCGCUGACGAUGACCCCGCCAGCCCCGGGGGCCGCGGCGGGGCGAAGAGGCGUGCUGGGCUGUGUGUGUGUGGCAAAGAGGCGCAGGGAAGCUGCGUGUGUGUGAGUGCUGCCGCGGCGCCCCAGGGCCUUGAAAGCAGCACAAGGUGGGUGCCUCAGGUUCCCCGCGUAGGCACUGGCCAGGAUCCUGACUUUCACGAGGGGCCGCGACGCUCCUCUGCCUGCCACAGCCUUUCCGACGACGCAGGCGGCGGCGACAUCGGCGGCAGUGGCGGCUGUGAUUUGUCCUGGCGGUCACGCGCGUCGCCCACGCCUACGCCGUCACCCUCCACGCCGCCGCUGCAGUCACCGCCGAUCUCCCCGUCCGUGCCCCGCCGGAGGACUCCUUCGCCGCCCACGUCCUCCCACCUACCCGCCCUCCUGCCCGGCUUCCCCCCACCGGCGUACAGCGGUUCGCGGGGCUUCCUGAGGCCCGAGAAGGUGUUGGACGUACGGCGGCUGCUGCCUCUCCCCGGCGGUCGCGGCCAGUACGGCGGCGUGCCCCUCGUGGCGCCGCAGCACCACCACCACCACUACCUGUGGGCGGCGCGCUACUCUUCGCUCCUCUCCUCCCUCCCGCUGCAAGACUACGAGGUGACGAGUCCCAGCACCUCCCGAAGCAGCAGCCCGCCCGUUCCUGUCCCUGUUCCUGUCUACGUGCGGACCCGCCCCACCGCCCUGCCGGAUACCUCCACCAAGAAGUGCCGUCGAUCUCGCACCGUGUUCACAGAGCUGCAGUUGGUGGGUUUGGAGCGGAGGUUCGAGGCGCAGAAGUACCUGAGCACACCUGACCGCGUGGACCUGGCGCGAUCCCUGGGCCUGACGCAGCUGCAGGUGAAGACGUGGUACCAGAACAGGCGGAUGAAGUGGAAGAAGCAGGUCAUGCAGGAGGGCAGCAAGGAGCCUCCCACGAAACCCAAAGGACGCCCAAAAAAGAACUCCGUCCCAUCCUUCGCCGAGCUCCAACGGCAGAAGGAGAGGGAGGAGGAGGAGGAGCAGGAGGAGGCAAGAAGAAGAAGAAGCGCAACUCAAACCCAGGAGGAGGAGGAAGACGAAGGAGGAUCAGAAAGAGGAGGAGGAGGAGGAAGAAUCUCAACCUCAUCUCUACACGUGGACGAGGAAGAAGAGGAGGAGGAAGAGGAAGAGGAGGAAGAGGAGGAGGAUUUGGACGUGGGGGUGGAGAGAGGGGUGUCAGGAAUGGAGGUACCCGCCCAGACGAGGGAGUGA